Vespa velutina is the source of this 6388-nucleotide messenger RNA. RefSeq names its product protein Jumonji (gene Jarid2). Gene Ontology annotation, molecular function: DNA binding; histone demethylase activity. Gene Ontology annotation, biological process: chromatin remodeling. The coding region runs from base 162 to 5960 and encodes 1932 amino acids. NCBI's taxonomy places the organism in Eukaryota, Metazoa, Arthropoda, Insecta, Hymenoptera, Vespidae. The transcript has 13 exons. The record is from RefSeq and is a predicted model, not a curated record. Gene Ontology annotation, cellular component: nucleus.
AGCAUGGUACUAGAUUUUCGUGGCAUAAUAAACAAUCGUAGCAAGUGGGUUCGAGAAAAAGACAGUGUAUACUUAUCGAGUUUUCGUAUCAUUAAAUUUAUUUUGGUUUUAGUAAAAAUUUAAAUGAGUGAUUAAUUUUUAAUAGAUAUAUGUAUAUAUAAAUGGUUUUAAGUCGAAAUGAUAAGAGAAAAAGGAAGGAAGGUGAUCUGGUUGAUCUCAUGGAGCCCGUUUCGGAAUCGCCGAAAAGAGCUAAAGUUCAUGCACAAAGGAAAUUUGCACAAGGUGCAACAACAGUUUUUAAUCUACCACCUACACCUAUAAAGGAUAAAGAGAAAGCUAAGCCUGCUGUUAUAACAGAAUUGAUUACACAUAAACGUCCUAAUACAGAAGACUUUCUAACAUUUUUGUGUUUUCGAGGAACGUCACUUUUGCCACCAAGUCUGAAUUUUUUUAAUAUUGGAACCAAAAAGGAAAAACAAACUCCUAAAUUUUCAUCUAAUGUAGCAGGAAAGAAUACAUCUUCAACUACCCUAGUGACAGAACAAAAAUCUGAUUUAUCGAGUCAAAAAAAUAUUAAUAAAGUAAAAGCUCUUGUAACAGAAAAAAAAGAUGUGCCUAAUGAAAUUCAGAAAAAUGUUAAUAAAUUUAAAACUACAGCGUGUACGGUUCAGGCACUGAAGAAAAAAUAUCAAGAACAACGUCUUGCAAAACAGAGAAUUAAAAGAAAAUUUAAAAGUUCUUGUAUUAUACGUACAAGAUCGUGUUCAGAACGAACUGUAUUGAAACCAGGAAGUACAUUGACUUCUAAUAAAUUUCGUACUAAAUUUGAGAGUAAAAGGCACAGCUUAAGAAGUAGUUCUCUAAUAAAUAAAUCUAAAAAGGAAUCUUCUAGAACCAAACCUGUUUUAGUAAAGCCAAAGAGAAAAAUUAUCAUAAAAGAGAGAAAUAGUGAUACAUCUAAUCAAGAUUCAAUGAAUGAUGAAGAAGAGUUAUCUUUAGAGAAAUCAAUUUCACAUAUGAAACGUGCAAUGCAAAAACCAGUACAGAAAAGUAUAUGUACUAGAAGUAAAACGGAAAUGCGAAGAGUAACUCGAUCUCAUAGUCAGCGAACAUCUCCAAAAGAUCUUUCGCGUAGACCCACGAGAAAGACUAAAGAAGCAGCAGCAGUUUACAUGGAAAUUCUUGGAAGAAAGUUAGUGAGUCCUGAUUUAGAUAAUGAUGAUAAUCUUUCUGUUGAGAGUUUUCCAGAGUUACCAAGUGCUCGUAAAAUAAACCAAACAGAAAAUGAAAUUAAAACUAAAAUCAAACAGCCUGGAAAUAAACCUGCUGGAAAAACUAAAGAUACAAGAUCCAUUGCUCCUACUAAUAUGACUAAACGUUCAGAUAAAGAUGUAUCUAAUAAAAUUGCUCUUAAAAGUAAAAGAUUAGUAAAAGUGCAAAAAUAUUCUGAAACGGAAAGUGAUGAAGAGUCAGAGAAAUCUGUUGAAACUAAUAACGCAAGACCUAUUACCAGACAAAGUUUAGGUAAAUUAAACAAACCUAUAAGUCGUAGUCUUAGGUCUUCUUCUAAAAAUGUAGUUACAAAAGAGUCCCAAAAUAAUACAAACUCUAAAAUAAAAAAUCAAAAUUUAGCGAAAUCUAAUAAAGAUAAAUUAACAUUAAAACGUAAACGUAAUCAAGUUGCUACUAAAGAAUUAACAAAUAAGCCAGAUGAAUCUAAUCAAAAAGAUAUAAAAAAGAAUAAUAAUGAAGAGAAUUCUGGUUCGGAUGAAGAAACAUUAGGAAUGAUUUUGAAUAAAUUAAGAAAGAAAAAGACCUGCAGUAAUGAAGACAAAUUAAAUAUUAAUACUCCUGAAAAAAUUAAAGAAAGUAAUGAAUGCUGUACAAAGAUGUGCGGUACUAAAUUAGAUAUAUCUAAAAUAUCAGAUGAUGAGGAAUCAUUUCGUGGAUUUACUAAAAAAGCUAUUUCAACGGUAUUAAAUUCAUGUAAUACACACGCAAACGCGAAUCUUCUUGUCAACGAGGAAGAAGAUGGUAAUUCGUAUGCAGUUAAAAUACAAAAUGCAUCGCGUGAUGAAAAUUCAUUACUGGCACAAAAAAAUAAUGUUUCAAGAAAUAGUACUUCUUCGCCAAUUACAACCAUACAAGAGCAGGAAACAGCAUCAGAUUUACCUACUUCAGUUCAGUUGCAGAUACCAAUGUUACAGAAAACGAAAGAAAAUCAAUGUAAUCAUGAAACUAUGCAAUCUAAAAAUAUUGUUGAUAUACCUUUGUCGGCUUUGCACAUGAGAAAAGAAAGGGUCAAUAUGUCUACUGAGCAAAUUGAAAAAUGGCUAAAUGAAAGUUCAUUAGCCAAGGAAGAAAGUAAAUUAGAAAUGGAAAAUAUACCUAGUUUUAAAUAUAACGAACCUAUUAUUAAUACAGAUAAAUUGAAAACAGAUGUUUCACAUUUAUCUAUACCGACCAAAAUUCAACAUUUAGUAAGACCUGUUAAUGUAACACUUUCUAAAUUAGUUGAUAAAGCAAACUCAAAGGAUCAUCUAAUACUACAGGAAAAACAUACUUCUUCAUUCUUAUUGGAUACUCAAAUUAUGGACCUUAAAUAUCAAAAUAUACAAAAUAAUAAGAUUAAAUUAGAUAAUAGUAUGAAAGAUGUCAAUAAAGAAGAUAAUAUUAAAUUACAUAAAGCUUCAUCUUUUGGUGGAUAUAGUGGAAAAGUUAUUAAAUCAGAUUUAACUUUAAUAGAAUCUACUAUUAACAAUUCUACAGAGAAGAAAUCACAAGGAGAAAAAAAAUCGAUAUUUCAGGCACGAAAAGGAUUUUUACCUAAGAUUAAAGAAAGAAAAGUUACAACUAAUUCCAAUGCAUUUUCUCCUGAAAAUGAGAGUAGUGUUUAUGCAUUUGAAAGUGAUACUGAAGUACCUGUUAAUACACCUUUCAGAAGAAAAUUUCGUGAUUGUACUAAGUCAUCUGUAGAUGUGAACAUAUCGGAACAAAAAAUGUAUGAAACAACAGACGAAAUUACAAAGAAUCAUCCUAAUGUAUUAAAAGAUCAAGAUGAAGUUGUUAGCCCUAGUAUAAUUGCUACCACCACCACUGUCACUACUACUAAUAUCGUUAGUACUGUAACAAAUAGUAUUGCUACAAAUAAUACUACUACUGCCACAGCUACAAGUACCACAAUGGAACUUGAAAAUAAUGAAAUAAAAAAUCCACCAAAUGCAUCAUUAAACUUAAACAAACUUGAGCUGCCUCAAAAUUUUGCAAAUUUGACUAAUGUACAAGUUCUAUCCCUCGAUAAAUUGACUACUUCUUGGAGUGAUGUAAAUUGUAGCACUUCAAUAGCUGUUCAAGUUAAUUUUGAUGAUUGUGUGCAAAAACAAGAGCAAGAAGAAACAAAUGUGACUCAACAGAAAAGCAUGGAGAUAUCUACUCAGACUGACAAUAGUAAUAUGAAUACUGACAAUGACGGUCAAUUGUUUUACAUUCCAUUGCAAGCAGUUACAAGAGCUGGUCCCAACUUAAUUCCAAGUCAACAAUUAAUACAAGGUGUCGCUGUUAAAUUGGGUACAGAAGGACCUACUGGACCUAAUCAAAGAGUACUUCUACGUGCAAAAUUAGUUACUAAGCCACCUCUAUCGAUCGCUCGUUGUCCUCCUGUAGGAACAGUACAACCAACAACUCGUGCAACACAAAAUUCUACCAUAUUAACAGCAGAAGGUUCAAUUCAAUCUACGUCAUCGACCGGAUCAAACGUCGCAUCAAAUGUUACGUCAAACCUUACAUCAAACGUUGCAUUAAACGUUGCAUCAAACAUUGCAUCGAAUACUACUAAUUUAAUAAUGGCUCCAACUGUUGUCACGUCUGAAUUUUCUACACCUUCACCAACAAAAUCGCAAGAUGUAGUAUCAGGAACAAAUAAACAAAAUAAUACAACAAAGUUGAGCAAUAUUACAGAAAAAAUUGUAAAAUUGCCAAAAAAUCAGAGAGAAAGAAAAUCGUCAGUGGAUUCCAUUAAAAUAGGCAAAAGAUCUCAAGCAAAAUCACGACAAAAGGGAUCUGACAUAUCUGCAAUAACUAACAGUACACUCUCAAGUGGAAAAAUUUCAAGUAGUGAAGCAUGUCUAGUAGAAGCACCAACGUUUCAUCCAUCAGAAAAAGAUUUUCAGGAUCCUUUGGAGUAUAUAGACAAAAUUAGACCUGCUGUUGAAAAGUAUGGAAUUUGCAGAGUUAUUCCACCUCCUAAUUUUAAGCCAGAAUGUAAAGUAUCUGACGAUAUGCGAUUUACUGCAUACAAUCAAUAUGUACAUCGCAUGCUACAUAGAUGGGGCCCUAAUGUGAAGGAAAUGAUGGCUAUAAAAAAGUAUUUAGCAACACAAAGUAUAACGCUUACUCGUCCACCAUGGAUAGGUGGCAUGGAAGUUGAUUUGCCACAUCUAUAUCAAACCGUUCAAAGUUUAGGUGGUUUGAAAGAAGUUAUUGAAAAGAAAAAGUGGCAAAAGGUAGCAGAUGGAAUGAAAAUACCGAAAUCUGCACAAGAUCGUGUUACUAAAUUAGACGAUAUUUAUUGUAAAUAUUUAUUGCCAUAUGAUACAUUGUCACCAGAGGAACGAAGUAAAUUAUUUGAUGAAGUUGAAGCUGAAUGGUUAAAAAGAGAAAAUAAAACAUUGCAAAUGCAAGAUACAUCUGCAACUGAUAAUGAAGAAGAAGAAGAUGAUGACACUUCAGAUGAAAUUGAGGAGUGCAUUGUGAAAGGCAGGAAUAUGCCUUUGAAUGCCUUCUACCGAAUUGCACGAAAUACUCAACGCAUGUGGUUCGGAGAAAACCAACGUUCCGGAAAUGAGUCUGAGGGAGCAUCUGCAGAUGAAGUUGAAUCUGCAUUUUGGAAACAUGUAACAGAAAGAAAACGACAUAUCUGCGUGCAUGCAGCGAGUAUUGAUUCAAGCGGUCGUGGUUUUGGCUUUUCUGUUGCCAAAAAUAGUCCAUUUGCAAGACAUCCAUGGAAUCUCAAAGUUCUUACAAACAAUGCAGGAUCAGUAUUAAGAGCUUUAGGACCAUUAAUGGGAGUAACUGUACCAACAUUACACGUUGGUAUGUUAUUUACUGCUUGCUGCUGGUAUCGUGAUCCUCAUGGCCUUCCAUGGAUCGAGUAUUUGCAUACAGGUGCUAAAAAAAUAUGGUAUGGUAUACCAGACGAACACAACAAUAAUUUUAAGGAAGCUUUAACAAAAAUGGUACCACAAUAUUGUAAAAACAAAACUAUAUGGUUACCCUCUGACACUGCUAUGGUACCACCAGAAUUGUUAGUCAGCAAUGGUGUGUCUUUGUGUCAGACAGUUCAAGAGCCUGGACAAUUUAUUAUUGUAUUUCCAAAAGCGUUUACAUCUAGUAUAUGUACAGGAUAUGUGGUAUCAGAAAGUGUUUACUUUGCACAGCCCUCUUGGCUAGAAACUGCAGAACAAGUAUUCAAAGACAUACAAGACAGUUGUGAGCCCUCAAUUUUUUCAUUUGAAAGAUUAUUGUUUAAUAUUAUUAAUGAUUCACGAUCUAAUAUAGAUAUAUUGAAACAGAUUUUACCAAGCGUUAUAAAAAUUCGUGAAAGAGAAAUUGAACAUCGUAAGCAAUUAAAAUUUUUGGGUCUCACUAAUAAAGAAAGAUUACCCUUACCUGAUAGCGGUAAACGUGGCAAAGGGAAAAAGGUGAAGGAAGAUGAUGGAGAUUUUGAGUGUGAAACUUGUAGAGCUAAUUUAUUUGUAUCUUUGGUAAACGAUUCGCAGGAUGAUAGUGUUUAUUGUUUAGUACACGCGUUACAAUUGCUUACCAAAAAUAAACCAAUUUUGAAAAGCUGUACAUUAAUGUACACAUAUAGUGAGAUCGAGUUGGAUGAGUUGAUUCAUAAAUUGGAGGAUAAAAUUGAAGCCAAAUCUAAGAAAACUAAUCAAAUUAAACAAAGUAAAUAAUAUAUUAAUCCUGCUUAUUUAAUUAUUGAAAGCAUGUAGGUGAUAAUUACUUGUCAAUCUCUGUUGAAAUAACGAUUAAAUCUUGUUGUUCGACAAGGAAAUGUUCGACAAUAGAAUAGUCUAUAUAAAAUAUGUUAUAAAAAUAAUUUAUGUCAAAAUAUAUUUAGAAGGUUCUGGAAAAAGAGAUACAAUUAUAGUAUGAUUAUUAGUUGACAUUGAAAAGUAUUAAGAUAAGUUUCAUUCUUAGUAAAUUUUGUUUAUUAGAGUUCUAUAUAUUUAAUGCUUUAGGCAUCAGUCUAUGUCUGUGUACAUUAAUCUUCUGCUUCAAUGUUUAUAAUAAUUAUUAAAAUCUCUGUUACCCCCUGCAGGGUCUUUGUACUGCAAAUUAUAAAUAAAGUAUGUCCUUAUUCCUACAAUGUAUACAAAAA